AUGCAAAUAGGGGUGUGGGUUGCUCUCGGGUACUUCACUCAGGCCAUUAGCUUGGAAACGUCGGAUGCCUCCGUCUACUGCGUCUUUCUCUGCAGCUUGACGGUGGUGAGAGCAGAGGUUCAAAAGGCCGUGAUCCUUUUGUUGGGGUGUUUGCUGUGCAAGACCGACUCUAUUCUGCUCGGAGAAUCCGGCCAGUUUGUCGGUUGGGUCUCGCUUUUCCGUGCGCUGAUGUACGAGGCAGACCUAGGUCGGGUCAUGUCUGGAGCGGAGAAGGCUCCCACGGUGGCGGAGGAUGCCGACGCCGCAGCGACCGCGACGUACGAGAGGAAGCUACAAAAGUUCCAAGAAAAGAAUGGCAAACUCUACACGCGGCUUCUGCUGGCUACGUCGGACUGCCCGGAAGGAUACUCGAGCCCGGCUUCGCAGGUAGUGCAGUCGUUUGGGCCUGUCGGGGACGAGGAGUUCGGUGACGGUCGAAGUGCUUUUGUAGCGCUCGAGCAAAAGUACCGUGUCGAUGGGACUUUCAGAAUGCAGCAGCUACACGAUGAGUUGGCCGCCGUCGCGGUCACCGCUGCUGACAAGUACGAUCCGGCUCGCGCAAUCCAACAAUUGCGCCGCAUCUUUCACGAACUCGGCAAACUCGGAGACACAGUCGUGAAACAACGGCAAGCACAUGCCAUCCUAAAGGCCCUGCCCGACAAGCAAUACGGCUCGUUCAAGACUGUACUGUUGGUAGAGUCGCCCACUGUUGGUAGCGGUGCGCUAGGCUUCGACGAUAUCGCACGUCGUGCCACACUCUACCACGCAAUGCAAAUUCGCGGAAAAGUGCUCGACCAAGACGAUGGGUCGGGCAGCCACGGCCGUGCGUUGAACACUGUCACGCACGGAGGGGCACGUGGCUUCCGCAAGCACGGCGGCCGUGGUGGUCGUGGUGGUCGCCGAGGAAAUGGCGGCAGAACUACAAACGGUUCGACGAACGGCUCGUCGAAUGGGAACUACAGCAGCGGCGGCGGAUCGGCCGCGCUGGAGGCGGCAGCGCGGGAAAUGCGCAAGGUGCUCGCGGGAAUUAUCGCGGCAACAACGCCUCCGGUGGCCGAGGCUGAUACUCACCACACUCAAGACUCCACCACUCAGGCAUGGUUCACGCGGGUGGAGACUGAAGGCGAUGUGCUGGAGGACUACGCCAUCUCUUUCGGAAAAGACGUGCAGGUGCAGGAUGCGCCUGCUGCGGCGCAGCCAGAGGAGCGCGCUGCUGGUGACACGCUGGUGCAAGACGCGCCGGUGCCGACGCUGCAGGAUGCACGCGUUGUGUAUGACCCGCAGGUACUACACAUACCUGCUGCAGCGGUGGUCUAUGACCCUGCUGCCAACGGAUAUUCUCAGACGGAGGAGGCGCCUGAGGACACCGAGCUCGUUGCGUUCAGCAGCGUGUUUCAGGUGGACAAAGAGAAACCGCAGGUCGUUGAUGAUUCCGCCUGCUACAUUGAUUCCGCCGCGUCCAGCCACAUGGUGGAUGAGCAGUCUCGCUUGUCCCAUCACGUCCUCAAUCCGGUAGAUUGCGCUGUGCGCAUUAUCGGGUCGUGUGGCACAUCCGACGCAACCAAGAAAGGUACCCUGAAGUUUGGGGUGCGCAAUGAUCAAGACCAAGUCGUGCGAGUAGCUCUGGAGGUUCUGCUGGUUCGGGGCCUUGGAGCGAACAUACUUUCGGUUGGAGCGCUGGCCGAGAAGGGGGUGAUGUGUGAUCUGAUGUCUACCCCGCCGGCGCUUCGCAUGGGCAACCAGGUCUUUCCGAUCUCGACCGCAGUGCCUCGCAUGUACGUGCUGAAUGUCAUCAUCGACGACGUCAACCUGGGCGCUGUAGAAGUAAAUCGCACGAAGGUAGACGCUCACCUGUGGCACCGGAGGAUGGGCCACUGCAACUCGCGAGCGCUGCAGCAGCUGGCGGACAAGGACACUACCGGAAUCAGGUUCAAUCGCAACAUCGAACCAGGUGACUGCGGUGUUUGUGCGGUUGGUGACAGUAAGAAGGGCAGCCACCCCCCGUCUAACCGUCCCCUCUCGGAGACUCGGCUGGAAAUUCUAAAUGCCGAUACGUGGGGGAAACAUCCUAUUGCUACAUACGGGGGUUGCCAGAGUGCCGUGAUGUUUACUGAUGACGCUACUCGCAUGAGGUUCGGCUACCUACUCAAGACGAAAGACGAAACGGCCGAAGCUCUUCAAACUCUGGUUCGGGACGAGGCCGACCCGCUUGGUCAGAGCAUCGGCACGGUGCACUGCGACGGGGGAGCGGAGUAUUUGGGCAAGUUUCUGGCGCUAUGUAAGUCGCUCGGAAUCAAGCUCACGAAUAGCCCCCCCUAUGUCCCGCAAGGGAACCCCAUCGCCGAGCGUGGAUUUGGUACCAUCAUCGGCACUGCCCGCAAGCUUCUCUUGGGAGCACCGCACCUUCCUCAACAGCUGUGGGGGGAGGCUUUCAUGACUGCAAUCUACCUCAAGAAUCGGACCCCGACCGAAGUCCUGGGCGGCAAGGCACCACUCGAGGUAUGGGAGGGGAAGCCGCUCGGAAAGAUGCUUCACAUCCACGAGUGGGGGUCGCUGGCUUUUAAGCACGAAGAGGUACGCGCCCGGUCGAACAAGUUGGCGGCCAGGGCCAAGAAAAUGUACCUAGUAGGCUACAACUCCAAGGGUAGGUCGUAUCGACUUUGGGACCCUUCGGAGCCUCUCAAAAUCACCAACUCCGUGGAGGUAUCGUUCCGUGAGAAGGAGAUGCGCGACGUGAUCAAGCCCAAACUAGGGCAAGAUCCUCUCCCCGCGCCUAACUCAACAUUCUAUCGGCCUGGUCUGGUAGACUCUAUCGAAGAAGAAGAAGAAAAUAACGAAGAAUCAUCCGACGAAUCGGAGCCGGAAGCACCGGCACCUCGCCGCAGCAGCAGGAACUCCGUGGCGCCGCAACGGUUGAAUCUGUUUACGAAAGAACAGGCGUACGAGAGGACCGAACAUGCUAUGGUGACUGGAAGUGACUUCGGCAACCUCGGGAGAGGCAGUCCCGGGGAGGUGGGCUACAUGCCUGCCGAUCCUGCCACCUACGAUGAAGCGAUGAGUGGACCGGAUGCAGCACGCUGGAGAGCGAGCAUGAACGAUGAAGAGCAGUCGCUCUACGACCACGACGUGUUCGACUGGGUGCUUCCGCCCGAAGACGCCCAACUUCUUCCGACUAGGUUCCACUACAGGUGGAAGUACAACCAAGAACAUGUGCCAGUUCGCCCGAAGAGUCGCGUGGUGGUGCAAGGUUUUCACGAAGCUGACACGGGAGCGGAUAAGGCUGCACCGGUGGCGUCUAUGGAAUCUGUCCAUCUAGUGGUUUCCCACGCUGCUGGUUUUGGCCAAGCUCUCAGGCAGGCCGACAUGAAGACGGCUUUUCUCAACUCCAGGAUGUCCAAGAAAGACAAACCUAUCUACGUAAUACCUCCGAAGGGGUUCACGUGCUCGCAGGAGCAAACAAAGCUGGUCUGGCGACUUAAGGCGUGGCUGUACGGCCUACGCCUCUCUCCGAAAAGCUGGAAUGGGACGUUUCACCUGUUCCUGCUGGAGAUCGGGUUCGUCCCGAGCACCGCCGAUCCGUGUCUGUACACGUUGAACGGGGGAGAGGUCAUCCUGCUCGUCUACGUGGACGACAUCCUACUUACCGGAGCCAAGGAGGAGCUCGUGACGACCAUUAUCGAACAGAUGAAGGAGCGCUUUGAGACGGUGGACCUGGGAGAAGCAAAGUUUAUCCUGGGAAUGGCCAUCCAGCGCAACCUCGAAGCGGGCACCAUCCUACUGACGCAAGAAGCUUACACCAAGGCCGUGCUUGCUAAAUUCGGCAUGGCUGACGUGCGCGCGACGGCAACGCCGGCCGAGAAGGAGCCGGUUACGACCAAGGAAGAAAAUGCUCUGUCGCCGGAGCAAACUACCAUGUUCCGGUCGGCUACGGGUUCGGUCCUAUACAUCAGCAGGGGAUCGAGGCCAGACAUCUCUCACUCGGUGCUGGUACUCACGAAGAGCAUGGCUAAACCAGGACCGAAGGCGCUUGCCAAACUGAAACGACUCAUGCGCUACCUGAAGGGGACGACCUCUUUGGGCAUCACCUACCGCAAGGACGCGCAAGGCGGAGAUAAACUAACCGCUUACGUCGACUCUGACUUCGCAGGCGAUCUUGACGAUCGAAAAUCGACUACUGGGGUCAUUCUUACCCUCGCAGGUGGCCCGGUGGACACGACAAGUGUAAAGCAGACGGUCACUGCCACGUCGUCGGCUGAGGCAGAAUACGUCGCAAUGUCCAAGGCGUGCAAAAUGAUCCUACACUGGCGUCAUCUUCUCAAGACCAUCAAUCGAGAGCAGACGGAGGCUACGGUGUUGUUUGAGGAUAGCACUGCUGCCAUAUCGACUAGUGAAUCGAACAAAGUAACGCAGAAAACGAAGCACAUCGAUGUCAAGUAUCCCCACGUAAGGUCGCUGAUCGUUAACAAGGUAGUGGAGGUGGUCGUCCCAUUGCUGGGUGCUACGACUGGCAAGGGCAUCAAGCGCGUGACGGUAGCGGCGUCUUUGCUUGCCCUCGUCGGCACCUGGUUUCUUGGGUUGGGAGACGCCCGCGCGUCUUGGAACGGUCUGUGGUGUGUGGCUCAGGCCGUCGGGUUCGGCGUGGCUUUUGCACGGAUUGAGCACUACAUGGAAAAGUUACCGGGCAAGAGCUUACAGCUGUCGAUCGGGCAGCUGAUUUCCGUCGCCGCACUGACAGGAAUCUGCUUCGUCAAAGAUCCUCACAUUUUGGCUGCUUUGAGUUACACCGGGCUGGUGAUCACCUCGCUCGAUGUUUGGCUGGAGACUAUUUGCCUGGAGAAAGUUCCAGCGGUUGAAAUGAGACCAUGGGGCCGUAUGCCCUUGUUGGAGCGCGCGUGGUUCUUUUUGGCGUGCCUGGUUGCUCGAAUCGAGCAAAUAUCGGAGGAAGCAGACUCGGAGUCGUCGUUCCGCAUGUCAAUGGUGCAGGAACACACUGUGCCGGGUGGUGUCCACGGGGAAGGCCCCGCGUUCGUGGGAGAAGAGGGUAGCCUUCGCAACAACGAGAACGAUGUACCGGCGGCAGCCCCGGUAGGGUAG
Messenger RNA from Ectocarpus sp. CCAP 1310/34, 5133 nucleotides. NCBI's taxonomy places the organism in Eukaryota, Phaeophyceae, Ectocarpales, Ectocarpaceae. The record is from the annotation of a GenBank genome assembly.